AUGUCUACAUCCCAGGGUAGUCUCGACGCCGCGGCCUCUGAACGCAAAGCCAGACUCGCCAAGUUAGCAUCUUUGAAACGCAAGCAACCGGGCUCCGACACAACGGUCGACGCAGUCCAUGCAGAAGUUGGCGCGGAGAGCGCACCAUCUCAGACAGACGUCUACAUAUCUGGCCGAAACUACGAUCUCACCACGAAAGGGCCAAAGCUUGGAUUCGAAGCCGUCCCAGGCGCCGACUCCCAGACUCUCGAGAAGCAAGCCGAACGCAUAGCAUUGGCUGCGAAAGAACAAGCGGCCAAGGAUGAAGCAGAGAACGAGAAAGGCAUCGAUCUAUUCAAGCUGCAGCCAAAGAAGCCGAAUUGGGAUCUUAAGCGGGAGCUGGUCGAGAAGAUGAAGGUCGUAGAUGUCCGAACACAAAAUGCUAUUGCCCGUCUGGUCAGAGACCGUAUCGCAAAUUCCAAGAAGGAAGCGCAGCGUACGACUGGUGGUCAGACGACUGAUGGUGGGGGAGAGGAGGUCGGCAUUGAGGGUACAACACUAGCAGAGGCUGUUCGCGAGCGCGAGCGCGAGGAUGAGGCAGAGCGACAAGACGAACUCGACGAGGACGCUGUGCCGUAA
Molecule: messenger RNA, 618 nt
Organism: Cyphellophora europaea CBS 101466
Lineage: Eukaryota; Fungi; Ascomycota; Eurotiomycetes; Chaetothyriales; Cyphellophoraceae
Exons: 1
Coding region: 1-618 (205 amino acids)
Cellular component (GO): U2-type spliceosomal complex; post-mRNA release spliceosomal complex
Source: RefSeq, a predicted model, not a curated record